AAACGGGAUGUCGACGAAUGUUGCGGUUUACAUUUAGAUGGAAACGAACGUCCGAGUAAAUGGAGCGAGUGUUUUUAUUUUCGUUUUCGUUGUUGUCGCAUCGUACCGUCACGAUUUUCCAUCGUUGAAACUGGAUCUGUCGAACGUUCGAUAGAUUCGGUCUAUCGAAUUUAUCAUACCGGAUGACGGAAUCCGCUACACAGUGACGUUUCCGUCUAUGGAAAUCGUUCGAGAUAAACGUUGAUCGCGUCGUUUAUCCAAUUACUGCGAACAAGUUAAUUGUAUUUUCUUUGUGAAAUGUAUUUACGUUUCGUUUUCCGAUAAAGUACGAGACGUAUCUUAUCUUUUCGUAACCAAGUAUUAAGAAACGCAAACGUGGUCCCAUUAAUAAUAACCGCGACAGUGUGUGUGCAAGCAUUCAACGACAAGGAAGAAAAUCGGGGAAGCGUAAUUCAUCUCCGACCGUUUUUGACGCGUUGUAUCGGAGUUCUCAUGAAACUAUCAACCAAGCGUGUGCCUUUGAAAAAGAACAUUCUGAUGACCGCGCUCUAGAAUUUUAUUCACAGCUCUAGAACGAAAAGAUUUUCCGAAAAUUAUAGAAAGUUAUAAUCAGUUAUGAGAAGAAAAAAGCUUUACUGUUCAAAGAUUCUCUUAUCGAAAUAUUUUGAAAUUCGCAGGGCCUUCGAUCGAUAAAUCCAAUUCAAUCGAAAUUAAGAUUUGAAAAAUUACAGAUACUUAAAAAUAUAUGCCAAAGGAAAAUUCCACCCAUCUUGCGUUCAACGAUAAUCAAAAUUCCCGAUAGAUCAAAUCGAAAGAGAUUCUACCAAUUGUAAUGAAAUUUUUUCCGAUUGUAUCGAAAUUGAAAAUACUUGAAAACAAAAAUUGGAAAGAAAAGAUUGAGAAGUGAUUUAAAAAAAAAAAAAAAGGAGAAAACAAGAAAAAAGAUAGCUGAAUUGUUCAAUCUAGCAACCAUAGCUAAUAAAAUACACAGAUGGAAGGACAAUUUCUGGAAAUGUCGUUAACCAGAAAAAUUCUUCCAUAAACGUUAAAAAUAAUCCAUCCGUUAGGACACUUGUAUGUGACCGGACGAUGAGAAGCGUUUCACCUGUGAUCAUGAUCCUCGAGGUUGUUUCGUCGUCGAGUGGGAUACUCGUGAAUCGCGAAAGACAAACGGUAUCAAGCGAGAAUCAGGUACUUGAGGGGUCGUUUUCACCGAUAGAGAAUAAGUGGUGAAGUUAGCCUGGCUGGAUUCACCGGCUAAUUAGCGGUGUAAUUUCGAUUUUUCGCCGAGUCGACGAGAAUCGCCAGGGAAACUACGAGUCUCGUCGAGGUUCUUGCAGCUUCCGAUUCCACAAAGCACAUGCCAAAAAUACAGUUCUCCGGUGGGACAGCCCAACAAGGUCUAUCAACUUGCUGGAAAAAAUAAUGCGAGCGAAGCGCAUCAAGGAGGAGACGCGCUUCAGAUUGCUGAGGUACACGCUCCGCGCCAAGUGUCGCAAGAUCAUUUAGUCGACCCUCGUGUUAAUCUUCUCAGAAGCAGAUUUCCACUUGUUGUCGAACGAAAAUCAAUCGAUCUUGGUCGAUCAUCCGCAGUGGCUGUGAUUUGUCUUCGUGAUAACGAUUAUAUUCGAACGUCGCGAUAAAAAUAACGAAAUCGCUGCGUGUGUGCACACGUGCUGCAUGUUUCGACGUUUGUACCUAUCAAAUAAUAUACUCGUAUGUGUAGUGAUCGAGAGACCGAAAACCGAGGCUGGGGACACGGAAAAAUAUGCUCGUAAUUGUAAGCUCCGCGGCUAUCGAUCGUUCCGCGGGGAACGUCGCCCAAUAGGAGUCGUUCUUCGGUACUCGGCUUCGAGAAACACCUGGCUGUACCUGAUGCUGAAUUUUUGGUUUCGUCGAAACACCGCGAUUCGAAGAAAUUCGAUGAAAAUUUCGGUUGCAUCAAAAUAGCCAGGUUUCGUCGUCGAAUCAUAAGUACUUUGGUGCUAUUCCAACUGACGUAGAUAAAACACGCUGUCGAAUAACUGAUACGAAAGAAAAAACAAAUUUGGAAUAUCGUGAAAAGGUUAUGCCGUUUAUAAAAGAAAGUACUAAAGAAGAGCACUGAAUUUUCGACUAAAUUGCAUUCGUUAAAAAAUAUAAAGUAAAUUGCAAAGUCUAAUAGAGAGUCGAAUAAAAGAGACGAUCGAUGUUACGAAAGAUAGAAUAACGAAUAGCUCUGAGUUUUGAGCUGAAUGGAAUUUAGACUGAAUUAGAUCCGUCAAAGAAUAUAGUAAAAUAUGAUUCUUAUUAGAGGAUUACUGUUACAAAAGAAAAUUUUAUAUAAAAUUGUUUGAAAAUCGUAAAGGUCGAACGGGAUUGAAAAAUCCGUAGUGAAUUGACUAUUUUAAUUUGAACAAAAGAUCCGAGUAAUUUAUAUCUGCAAAUAAAAAUUCGAAGACUUUAUACUAUGGUAGCCGGAAAGGAAGUUUGCAGACGAAACUACAAAGAGAAUCGUUAAAUUCGUUAAGUCCUCCAAGUUCGAAACAAAAGAAGAAAAUUUCCCGAAUAGUUAGUUAGUGUACCUCGUAUAAAAGGACGAACGUUAAAGCUUCAAACCGUGAAGAAGAAAAUCCUGAAACUGUUGAAAGAUUCUCGUAUAAAAGGUAACAGUAAAAUUUCUUGAUCUGUUGAAAUGUCUGUAUAGAAUGAGAUCGAAAUACAGAAAGAGGAAAAUCAAAGAACGUCGAUAAUAGCAAAGAACAUGAUUUUCCAUAGCUCGAAUAUUCGAUUUUAAAAUAAAAACGAAAAGAAAAUGGUAAUACAGAAUCAGAUGUGAAAAUAUACUCAAGAAUUUUUCAAUUUAUUGCAAGAUUUUUGGAUCUGGAAAAUUAUGAGGUUAAAAUCACGCAACGGAAAAAUGUUAUCGAAAGUUUUCGACAAGUUUGGAAAACAUGUCACGCGAGAAAUAAUAAUUUGAAGAAGGCUAGAUUCGUUAAAAAGAAGCAGAUACUUGGAAUUUCUCCACAGAAAGAGGCAGACGUUUAGAAGACAGAAUUGAAGGAAGAUGAGAAAUUCUUCGUAGCAGAGCCGUAGGAAACCGCGAAAUCACUAGAAAGAUCUUCAGAAAAAGCACCAACGUCUGAUUGAUUCAUCGUCACUGUUGCCAAAAUACAUCGUGUUGGCAAUGAAAUAAUAUCCGGAAGUACGGUGGAUCCAUGAUUCUCCGUCGCAGCAAGAAAGGCGUUCGAAACUCUCGUGAGAUGUAAGGAGAAAAACGACAGGGUAGAAAAUCUUGGAGUCGAUUUUCUAACCCCUCCCCACUCGCCACGCGUUUUCCUUUAACGAAAAGUAUUUCGGUACGGAUAUUUACAAACUUAUAAUAAAGUAGAUGGACUUGAGGAAAGUUUUUAAGAAGCAAUACAGAGGACGCGAGACUUUUUUAAUUCGAGGAAAUAGUUUCUGCAACUUGAAAGGGCUUAGAGGAUGAGUCGGGGCACUUGAAUCGCAAGUAAUUAUUCCUGUUAAUGAUGAACGUGAAAGUUACGGAGACAUCGGGAAAAUUGCUGGUGAAAAUGAAUUUGAAUAAAGAUUCGGAAAAAUAUUCAAAAAUUACAGACUAGUAACGAAGCGUAGAAAAAGAAAUUAACGGUUGAUCCCAGUAGUUUAGGAAUUUUGCGCGAUUGCGUCAAUUAAAAAUUAUGCGAAGAAUUAUGAACACACAUACGUGUGACAUACGUAAGUAAAGGGCGAGGUACAUUACCUUUAACCAAAAUUUCAUAAAUAUAAAACCUGUUUCGUUAUCAAAAUUCUACUAAAAUCACUCGGAUCUUCUUUAUCGUAAACAAACUUUAAUACAUCGACAACAAUAUAAAGGGAUCAUAGAAUUGAUGCUGAAAGGUUGCGAAACCAACAAGAGCAUUACGAAAAAUCGUACAAGUAUCGCACAAUUGCUCUUUAUCGUGAAUCAACUUUAGUAGGCCGAAAAACCCAAAAGAGAAGGAAAAGUAGAAGGAAAUCGGCUGGAAUAAAGGGUGAAGAAGCUGGUAGUGAAAGGUGGGAGUGGAAAUGGGCGAAACACGAGAGUGGAACGAGCAGCGUCAGCGUGCCGAUACGAUUUUCUCGAUGCAGUAGAAUCGGGACACGUCGGUGACGGUGAACCGAAAUUUCCUGAGUGAACGCGAGACGGAGGACCGCCAUCCUCGACGAACGGGCAACCGUCUCUCUGCCGACUAAAAGAUAGAAAAGGAAGGAAGAGAAAGUUGAAACGACGCGACGGCGGAUACGUUUAAUGAAAUCGAAGUAAAAUCGUGUUAAAAUCGUUGAAGGCGUGGAAAGAGUCGAUGUGGAAAAGAGGCUCGGACUGAAAUUAGCAAACAAAGGUGUAUGAUAAACACUCAGGACCGGAACAGCCGCUGAGAUAAUUGAAGUCGCCCUGGAAGAAAAAUGUCUAUUAGAGGGUGGUCACGAACAGAACUUGAAUCGAUCAAACUUUCUACCCCUUUUUUGUCUCGAAAAUUUCUCUAGAAAAUUUAUUUCGUAUAAUCGCAGACACUUUUAACACGUUAGGCUACAGGGUUAAGUCGCGGAUGAUAAUUCGUUCGUGCUAGAAACUUGACGUUUCGACUCGGCAGUUCUUUCGGAAGUUUCCGGUACUCGUGUUAAUCUCGAAUACAAAUGGUUGUUGUGCGUUUAGUGAUAAAACGAAUAAAGUUCUACAGGGUGAUUCUAAAUAAAAUAAAACAAACAGAUAGAUAUCGUAUAGACAAUUUCAAGCUGUAAAAAAUAUUGUAAGAAACACUGUACUAAAACCCUGUCGUUAGUGACAGCGGAAUAAAAGUGUGUGAUAAAAGAAUAACAAAUAUCGAUGGUUGUGCAUUAAUCCGUUGAACGUACGACUCUUUGAAAUAAAAUAAAAUAAAAGAAAGAUAGGUAUCGAAUAAAGGCAUUUAGGAAGGAAUAUUAAAUAGUAAAUAUCGAGUCUUAAAAAAUCGUACAUUUCGCAUAUUAGAUCGAUAGAUAGUUGAACUUGACUUUCGGUGGUGAAUUCUUUUCUCGAUCAAAGGUAAGAGGAUAACGCAAACCGUCGAAGCGUGUCGGUGCUUGGAAUGCUGUGAUUUAAAGGCAGUUGAAUGGUUUCUGUGUUUAAAUAAGAACGUUUAUACGGCACGGAGAGGAGCGUGGCUUGGUCGGGGGACUGUUCAGAGACGGUGAAGGGGUUCUAUUAACGGAAUUGCCCGAGUACAAGAAGUAAUUAGAUCGACCGAUUGGAGCUAACCCUGCAGGCGACGACAGGAUGAUCCGUUUAGCAAACUGCGAGUAGAAUAAAGGGAAUGCAGGCGAAAUUAGCUGGCUGACGAAUGGAAAGAGACGAAACAAUACGGGAAAUCAGUCGCUGAAGAAGAGCAAGAACGAACGAAGGAGAAGUAAGAAGAGUCGAAAGACGGCGUUUGUCGAAUUGGCUGUGAAUGGUAGAUCUCGAAGACGCUGAUAGAUUUCACUGUUCUUUCUUGGGCCGAGUUGCCGGGGAAAGAGAUUGGAAGAGAAAACGUUGGUGGAAAGCAACUUUGACGAUAGUUUCGUAAUCGAAGUAGGAAAGUGAGAAUAUAAAUAUAUGGUAUUAUUGAUAUUGGUGGAGAGAAAUGACGAGGCAAAGCAUGUAAUGAUAUUAGAGGAAUUUAUUAAUCAACUGUCGAAGAAGAGAGAUAAUUUCUACUUUUGACAAUUAUACUUUCCUAACACGGUCAUGCGUGUGCGAUUAAUCAAGUGUUGAUUAUCGAGUGAAUGCCAAGUGAAAUAAUUACAUAUCGGACAAGCGAAGGAAUCCGUGGAACUGGAAAGAAAGGAUGUAAAAAAAGGGAAAGAUGAAUUCUUGUCCAUCUUCGACCAGCUGAUUAAAAUCCAUUAUAUCCAGUUCAGAAAAUAAGAAAUUCCUCAAAACGUUUAGGUUGUUCGAACGUGUCUGACAGAAAUAAAGAAUUCACCGAUUAAAAUCGAAAUACUAUAAACGAAGAAACGAAGCGUGGUAUAUUUUUCAAAAAAGUUCAAAGAAUCCGUCUUCAAGUUCGUAACAUCCAAAAAAGAAUGCCGGAUUAAGACUAAGCGUUGGUGAAACCGAAAAAGGAGAAGCAUUAUUACAAAUUUUCCGUACGUUUAAACAAUUGAGAGAAUUGAAAAAAGAGACGUAACUGAAUUUGCCGCUCUGUCGUUUCAGCUUGCAAUAACGCUUCGCGACACGCAAAAGCCUCGUAAACGUUGGUGAAAUCGAACAGAAAAAAGCAAAAGUUAAAAGAGGCGAAGGAAGCGAAAGGGAACGCGAAGACCGAUAUCGGUUGAAAACGACCGAUGAUCAACCGUUGAUCGAUCGAUCGUUAAUCGGUUCGCGUCGUUAUGGAGGUGCAAGCGAUCGCGCGACGUUUUUCCAGUAGAGUCGAUCGAGGGUCUGGAUUCGGGGGUUUGUUCAGCCGAAAGUGGUGCUCGGUAGUUGGAGACGCGGCGCGACAGCUUGCUAACUAAAAUGCGAGAGCUGAACGCGACCGCAUGUGCUGCCCUGUACGAGCGCGUCGAGUGGUCCGGCCCGUGGAUUCUGGUUACUCUGAUCGUGCUCGCGAUCGUCAACGUGAUGGUGGUCCUGGGUAACGUGCUAGUGAUACUGGCUGUUUAUCAUACCAGCAAACUGCGAAACGUCACGAAUAUGUUCAUCGUGAGCCUCGCGGUGGCGGAUCUCAUGGUCGGUUUGGCUGUGCUUCCGUUCAGCGCCACAUGGGAAGUUUUUAAGGUGUGGAUAUUCGGUGAUCUAUGGUGCUCGAUCUGGCUAGCGGUGGACGUAUGGAUGUGCACGGCAUCGAUAUUGAAUUUGUGCGCCAUCAGCCUGGAUAGAUACUUAGCAGUGACCAGGCCAGUGAGUUAUCCUCAGAUCAUGUCACCGAGAAGGGCAAGGCUGCUAGUGGCAACCGUGUGGAUCUUGAGCUUCGUUAUCUGUUUCCCACCCCUGGUUGGCUGGAAAGACAAACGGUCUCACCCCACGUACAACGCGACGUUCGCUCAGAACGGACCGUUCAACACCACCACUAUACUCAUCCCCGUGAAACCGUGUCCCUGGAUCUGUGAACUGACAAACGACGCAGGCUACGUCGUUUACAGAUUCGACGAGCAAAGGUUGACCUUGAGGAUUCACCGUGGUCGAGGUAGUGUCCACAACGGGAGCAACAACGGGAGCCCGAGGAGUCCAGAGUCGAAUAGCCGUAGCUCGGUGAAAAGGGAAAAGAUAAAGAUCUCGGUGUCGUAUCCGAGCACGGAGACGUUGAAUACAAAGUGUAACACCCUCGAGAGGACGCCCUCGAGGUGUUCUCAGACCUCCGUGCACUAUAGUAACGGGCAAACGCACAGUCAACUGUGUCCCUCCCCCAGGAACACGCAUCUCAAGGUGAGCGGUAUCAACAGGGUUGGCAGCGCCAGGAGACCCAGCAGGCGGAGUAGCUGCGAGAGUCAAACGGGGGAUGAGAUGUCGUUGCGAGAGCUCAGCCAGGGUCCCGAGGAGAAGCCCAGGGCGAUGAAGAUGGGGAAGAGGAAUAUCAAAGCUCAGGUGAAAAGAUUCCGAAUGGAAACGAAGGCAGCCAAGACACUGGGCAUCAUCGUCGGCGGAUUCAUCCUCUGUUGGCUUCCCUUCUUCACGAUGUAUCUGGUGCGCGCCUUCUGUCCCAAUUGUAUUCAUCCCACGGUGUUUAGCGUGUUAUUUUGGCUGGGCUACUGCAAUUCCGCGAUAAAUCCGUGUAUCUACGCGCUUUUUAGCAAAGACUUCCGGUUCGCGUUCAAGAGAAUUAUUUGCAAAUGCUUCUGCAAGCGGCGGGCGAAUACUUUGAGACGUGGCAGCGAUGGCAGCCAAUUAGCCACGAGAAACGACCGGAGUCCCAGUUACUCGAUGCAGGUGCCUCAACAAGGUGUAUCCAUCGACGAUUCGGACCAAGAUCCCAGCUCGGAACCGACGGUGCACUCGCACAGCGAAUCAAGAUGACUGUAGCGUGCCAGGUGUGGCGCUCAGCGCGUCACCUUCGACCCGACGACCUCGAAAGUAAGGAUCCAGUCGUUCUAAAUUCGAAAGAAUCUCAACGAUCCUCGACGAUCAUCCGAAUCAUCCGCACAACGAUCCGUGCCGCGGAAUCGAGCACGUUCGAUCGUUUACCCAGAAACCAGUGUGUUCGCGAGUAAUAUAUAUACUAGUAGUCGCGACAAACGGUCGAGCUUCUUCGGUGUCUUACUUCGUUCCGUCAGCGAAUGAAAUACGAAGAGACGUUUCUUAGGAGAUAAAAAUUCGCUCAAGCUAGUCGUAAAUCGAGACUGAAAACGAUAAAAUUAACAAAGAAAGAACAAAUGGAUCGACGAAGGAUUCGGUGCCUAGAGAUGGCAAACUGUUCAUUGUAUUCGUUGGAAUAGUUAAAUAGGAAUUAUGGCGAAAGUUGGAGCGCGAAGAAGAGGAAGAACGACGAGCGCGAGGGAAGCAACGACGGAGAAUCCAGUGUACCAUAAACGGAUAUUAAAAACGCAAGUUUCGUUAUCUUUCAAAGUCAACAGCGUCUGUUGGCUAUCGAAGCUGCCUUUGACUAUCGAGGCUCUCGGCUAACCGUCGCGUCAUCGUUGUCACCGUAUUAUUUCCGUAGAUUUUUCACCGUUUCUCGUUGGUUAUACGCAAUGAUGGCGUUUAACGAUCGCCUUCGCUGAAUACGCGACAUUCUGUGCGUUGUACAGCUUCCUUCAAACAUUAUCGAUCGUUAACUAGAUCAUUUUUCAGUCUGUGAAACAAGAUGGUGAACGGAUUUGAAAGAAUUUUGUUUGGACAUCCUGUAGCGAGCGUAAUCGAGAUACGCACGUAUGCGCUGUAAAACAUAAAGUAUGUAAGUGUAAGUGUUGUUUCAAAAGAACGAAGGUAACUCGCUUUGGAAUAUUUUGUAUGGACAGUUUCGAUUCUUUCUCGAACGUAUUACGAUUGUUCGAGAGGGGACAGAGGAACGUACGAAAUCGGCGAGAUUCGUCGCAUUAUGUGAUAUACGUCUACGAUACGUAAAGAAACGAACCGCACGAAAGAAUAAAUAUGCGAAUGAAAUCCACGAUAGU
Molecule: messenger RNA, 9090 nt
Organism: Bombus huntii
Lineage: Eukaryota; Metazoa; Arthropoda; Insecta; Hymenoptera; Apidae
Gene: Oamb
Product: octopamine receptor Oamb-like
Exons: 9
Coding region: 6497-7993 (498 amino acids)
Biological process (GO): adenylate cyclase-activating adrenergic receptor signaling pathway
Cellular component (GO): membrane
Molecular function (GO): G protein-coupled amine receptor activity
Source: RefSeq, a predicted model, not a curated record